This is a messenger RNA of Chara braunii, 2358 nucleotides long. Lineage: Eukaryota; Viridiplantae; Streptophyta; Charophyceae; Charales; Characeae. The record is from the annotation of a GenBank genome assembly.
GUGCAAAAACCUCUCGAAUCUAUCGCAGAAUAUCGAAACCGGUUCUAUCGAAUGUUUGUAAAAACUAAGCGAGGCGAGCAAGUCGGGAGAGAUUUGUUUAUUGAUGGGCUUCAUAGCCGAACGAUAAGGGCGAAGCUGCGGAAGCAGUUUUCCCCCAUCAAUCAUACUGGCACGCUGCAACAGAUCAUAGCCGCUGCAGAGGAGAUGGAACGAAAGUUCGCGGCAAAUUUCCUGGAAGGAGAAGACUAUCCCAAGGAAGGAGAUUCCUCUGAGCUCGCAAGGGCAAGAGCUGAGUUGGCCGCAUUGCAGAACAAGUUCGAUAAUAUGGGAUUUGUGUCUGGCGCGGUCACCUAUUUGGAACAGAUAGCCCCUAAACGACCCGCCCCGAGUGUAAUCACGAGUGUCCUCGUUCCUGUGAUACCAGCACCUGUAAUGACGGCACCCCCACCACCGAUUGAGAACCCGUGGCAGUUCUCCCACGUGGCAAGAAGCAGACCGGUGGCAAUGGGUAACGAAGUUCCGAGUCCAUCCACACCUGUCCUUUUGUCUAGAAUCACUCGCUGUCCCCCUCCUCGAUCCCCAACAGUGGAGGAGUUAGGGAGAACACUUCGCCGAGCUGUCGGUGGUCUGGUCGAAGUAAAGGUCACGUGGACACGGCACCGAGAUCACCGUCAGUGGGCCGAGUACCUUGAGCUGCUCAUCAUCCAGGCGUGGCAAACAGGAGUGGAGGGCGAUCUGCUCGGAUUCCUCUUCGGAUUGGUGCGGCCCGAUCAUCGUCAACUGAUCGUGCACGAGUUAACGGUCCCCCUUGCGCAGCUGGCCGACGAUCUCCCACUUGAGAUCGUCUCGCAGAUCGACGACAGCCCAGUCCCGCACGUUCUCACACGGACCAUUUCGCCAUAUCUUCAGUGGUUGGCGUGCUUGGAGGAACCGGAAAGCGGCCGCAACCCACUGUCACGGCGCGAUUAUCUGGAGCCGCACGAGAUAGUCGACCUCGUCUUCUUUCGAAAUCAGACGGCUUCCGAGAACGAGGAGGUAGAGAUUGAAGCGGAAGAAGAAAGCUCGAAAGAAGAAGAAGUUGAAAAAGAGACCGACGAGGAAGAAACUCCCGAAGAGGGGAGUUACAGUGAGCACAGCGGAGGGGAGCAAAGUGAGGACGAGGAGGAAGAAGAACAAAGCGACGACGAAGAAGAAGAAGAUCAAGAGGAACUGGAAGAGUCGGAGUGGGAAGCAUUCGAGGAGGAAUGGGUUCGGUGUCCAAUGGGGAUCUGUAAUGCGCCUGCCACGUUUCAGCGAGCGACGAACAUGACGUUCCAGAACUUCGUCAACAAGACACGGCUAACUCAGGGAAUGAUCAACUUCUGCGUGAUCGUAUACAUGGACGAUAUCCUUGUCUACUCGGAGACCUAUCACGGACAUGCCCAACACAUUGAAUUGACGUUGGGAGCGAUGAGAGAUGCAAGAUUCAAGAUCGCACUCGAGAAGAGCGGAUUAUUCCUGUCAGAAAUUUCGUUCCUGGGUUACGUUGUGACGCGUGGAGGAUUGUGGCCUGACUCGAGGAAGGUUGCGGCAGUGAGAGAAGCUCCAGUUCCCACGUCGCUGACGCAGGUUCGAGCCUUCUUGGGGUUGGCAUCGUACUAUCGCCGUUUCAUCAAAGGCUUCGCCGCGAUUGCACGGCCACUAACGAACCAGUUACGAAAGGACCAGCCUCUCAGUUGGGAUGCGGAGUUGCGGCCCGAUCAUCGCCAAUUGAUCGUGCACGAGUUAACGGUCGCCCUUGCGCAGCUGGCCGACGAUCUCCCACUUGAGAUCGUCUCGCAGAGCGACGACAACCCAGUCCCGCACGUUCUCACACGGACCUUGGCGCCAUAUCUUCAGUGGUCGGUGUGCUUAGAGGAACCGGGAAGCGGCCGCAACCCACCGUCACGGCGCGGUUAUCUGGACCCGUACGAGAUAGUGGACCUCGCCUUCUUUCAAGAUCGGACGGCUUCUGAGAACGAGGAGGUAGAGAUUGAAGCGGAAGAAGAAGGCUCGAAAGAAGAAGAAGAAGCCGAAGGAGAGGCCGACGAGGAAGAAACUCCCGAAGAGGGGAGUUACAGUGAGCACAGCGAAGGGGAGCAAAGUGAGGAGGAGGGGAAGGAAGAACAAGGCAACGAAGAAGAAGAAGAUCAGGACGAGCUGGAAGAGUCAGAGUGGGAAGGAUUCGAGGAGGAAGUGCGUGACGAGGCAAGGGCGAGGGCCCGGGCGCAGAAGAAGAAAGAGAUUGCGGCCAGGAAGCGAUAGUUGGAAUUCACCAGCGCAGCCGGUCAGCCGGGCACCGACAAUCCGGCCCGAGAUCCGGAGCCACCUAAGCCCGAG